Molecule: messenger RNA, 748 nt
Organism: Carica papaya (papaya)
Lineage: Eukaryota; Viridiplantae; Streptophyta; Magnoliopsida; Brassicales; Caricaceae
Product: AIG2-like protein D
Source: RefSeq, a predicted model, not a curated record
GGUACAAUUGGGUUUGAAAGGGGCAGGCAACACGCUCUACUUAUAGUUUUCGCGUUCGGCAAUCUGAAACUCCAACUCCCAUCGACGACGAUGGGGACAAGUGCAUUACACAAUGUAUUCGUCUAUGGCAGCCUCUUAGCUGACGACGUCGUACGAGUUCUCUUGAAGCGAGUCCCUCAAUCUUCCUCCGCCAUCCUUAACGGCUAUCACAGGUUUAGCAUCAAAGGACGUGUUUAUCCCGCUAUUCUUCCCGUCGAAAGCAAGAAAGUUACUGGCAAGGUCCUGUUGGGAAUUACAGAUCCUGAGUUAUAUAUUUUGGAUACAUUUGAAGAUGUAGAAUAUGAAAGAAAAACAAUUGAAGUUUCUUUAACAGAUACUUCUGAGAAAUUACUAGCUCACACCUAUGUAUGGAGUAACACGAAUGAUCCAAAAUUAUAUGGAGAGUGGGAUUUUGAGGAAUGGAGAGGAGCUCACAUGGAAGAUUUUGUGAAGAUGACAAGCGGUUUUAUGGAAGAACUGGAGCUGCCUGAAGCAAAGCCGAGAGUGUCCACAUAUGAAAUCUUUUAUCAGCAAGAUGCUGGAGAUCAUCAAAAGUCUUGAUGCUUUCUUCCAUUUUAUUUCUGAAAUACGGAAAUUAGCUUGCGCACAUCAGUGCCAUUUGGUUGUUUUCUACCUUUAUAUAUUUGUAAGCGCAUGUAAGACUUAUAAGCUCUUUAAAAUAAGUGAAAAUGUGUUUAUCUUAAAUGUA